Neohortaea acidophila is the source of this 1828-nucleotide messenger RNA. Its product is annotated as major facilitator superfamily domain-containing protein. Gene Ontology annotation, cellular component: fungal-type vacuole membrane. The transcript is spliced from 8 exons. The record is from RefSeq and is a predicted model, not a curated record. Gene Ontology annotation, molecular function: basic amino acid transmembrane transporter activity. NCBI's taxonomy places the organism in Eukaryota, Fungi, Ascomycota, Dothideomycetes, Mycosphaerellales, Teratosphaeriaceae. Gene Ontology annotation, biological process: basic amino acid transport; transmembrane transport. The coding region runs from base 94 to 1707 and encodes 537 amino acids.
UCCAUCUCGUUGACUUAGCGUGGUCGACGCUGAACUUGGAUUGCUUGCGGAUCAUUUUUCCUUCCCAAUAUCUGACAGUCCAUUGCCUGCAGCAUGGCUCCCCAACAUAAUGAAGAAGCCGAAACAGGCGCGGAAGCAGAAACCCCAGCAACGGAAAAUACACCACUCCUACGAGAACCAGAAGAAGAGAGCUGGAAACCACCGCGAGGCUUCGUCUGGAUCGAGCUGGCCAUCUUCGCCAACGUCUUCCUCUACGGCUUCGACAGCACCAUCACCGCCGCCACCUACGCGAUCAUCAGCUCCGACUUUGAUGCUGCUAAUACCGCUUCGUGGCUCACCACGUCCUACUUAGUGACCAGCACGGCCUUUCAGCCUUUGUAUGGACGAUUUUCCGAUAUUCUGGGCCGCCGGAUAUGUUUCUUCGUUGCUACCACGACGUUCGCUCUUGGCUGUUUGGGAUGCGGCCUUGCGACGAAUGUCGUUGUUCUUAAUCUUAUGAGGGCUCUUACUGGUUUUGGGGGUGGCGGGCUGAUGACUAUGGCGACCAUCGUCAACUCCGACAUGAUUCCCUUUCGACGACGCGGCAUGUAUCAAGCGCUUCAAAAUACCGUCUGGGGCUGCGGCGCAAUCUCAGGCGCAUCCUUUGGCGGCUUGAUCGCCGACUCCAUAGGGUGGCGUUGGUGCUUCCUACUCCAAGUCCCCGUCUCGGCCAUUGCAUUGGGCGUUGGGUUCUUCGUCGUAGCCAACCAGGCCGAAGUGGAUUCCGACAAUCUCUGGAAAGGCAUAUGGGCCAAGGUGGACAUCUCAGGCUCCCUGCUACUUGUGACUGCCCUUUCCGUGCAACUCCUCGCGCUGAGCCUCGGUGGCAAUGAGCUGCCGUGGAGCAGUCCGUGGGUCAUUGGCGCCUUGAUUGGCAGCUUUGUGCUGCUCGGACUCUUCAUUUGGGUGGAAGCGAGGACGUCCUCCAUCCCCAUCAUCCCCUUGCGCAUGUUCAGCGGUAGAUUGUCAAUCUCAGUGCAGUUGGCCAAUCUGUGCGGUGGUAUUGCGGCUUAUGCGUACCUCUUUAUGCUCCCGCUCUUCUUCCAGGUCGUCCUGCUGGACUCUGCAACCCAAGCUGGAGGUCGACUCGCGAUCCCAUCACUUGCUACGCCGAUCGGUGGCCUGAUCGCUGGGUUCACCAUGUCUCGUUACGGCAAACUCAUCCCCCUUAUUCGAACCGGCUCAACGUUUAUGCUGAUUGGCAAUGCUCUGGUAACAUCACUCAACUUCUACGACUCCACCUGGAAAUAUUACGUCUACAUCUUCCCCUCCAACCUAGGGCAAGGCAUCCUGUAUCCGUCGACAUUAUUUACAAACAUUGCCACUUUUGAGCAUUCAGAUCACGCGGUAGCAGCUUCUACCGUCUACCUUGUGCGCUCAUUGGGCACCGUCUGGGGAGUCGCAAUAACGGCAUCCAUUGUCCAAACAGUCCUCAAAAAUCAACUACCGGCUGCAUUGGGAGAUAUCAAGGGCAAAGAAGAGUUCAUCGAGCAAAUCCGGCACUCAGUCACUGCUCUCCGCGAUCUCCCCUCGUCAGUCCAACUCCCGGCGAGAAUGGUGUAUUACGACGGUAUCCGUUUUGCUUUCGCUGCGUCGACGGGCUUUGCUGCGCUUUCACUCAUUGCUGCUUUGAUGGCUAGCGGCAAAGGCUUGAGAAGUACGAAGUAGAGUAUACAAAUAGAGGAAAAGCGGCGAUUCAGUUCAGCCGUAUGUGGAGACUUCCAUCGCUUUGCCGAAUCCAGAAAUUUUCUAAGGGACCUCCUGACCUCCCUUCAACCUCGCCUCCUCC